AUGUCAGACACUCCUCAGAUUAAUAUCAUAGCUAAUGAUUGUGUGAGCAUAAAUCAAAUGAAAAGAGAGAAAUUCAGAAUGGACAUCAGGAAAAAUAAGUUGGAGAGUCUAUUCAGAUAAAAUAGAGGAAUUCAUAGAUUAGGGGAUUCUAAAGUCCCUUCCAAUUAAAAUAUCCUUGAUUACUUAUAGGAAUUCUUAAAAUCUGAUACCAUCGAAACUUUGAAUCAAUUUUGCAAUCUGAUUGACUCAAAAGAUUUAUUUGAAGCAUACUAUGAAGUCUCUUAAUUCAUUAUUGAUAUUAAAUAUUAUCUCAUUUAACCAUUGAAUCAUCAAUCACAUUUCAAUAAGAUGUUACAACUAUUGAAAAAUUGCAUUAUAGUCAAUCCAAAAAUUGUUAAAACAAUCCUAUCAGAUGAAAAAGAUAAACUUGAUUUAGCCCUAUUAUUCUAAUUGAUGAAAAUUUUGUAAUCUGCAGAAUGGAAAUCAUUGCAUGUUGAUGCUUUAAAUACUCUGAAUUUAUUAAUAGAACAAGAGAGUUAACUAUUAGAUAUAAUACAACAAGAAAAAUUAUUAUUAGAAUAAAUUGUUUAUCAGGCAUUUGAUUUGGCCACUGAUGAAUACUUGAUGGCUCUUACUGAAUUUUUAUCCUUAUAUUUACAAUCCAAAAGAGAAUUAAAAAUUAAAGAUUAAUAUAAUAUUACUUUGGAUAUACUGAAUAGAGCGAUCUAAUCUAAGGAUCUCUAAAUUAUUUAUGGCUCAGUUCUAUUAGCCAAUUGCUUAAGCGAAUAAGAAUUUACAUUUUUUUAACAAAUAUAUGCUAUAUCUGACAUCAUUGUCGAUUAUCUCGAGUAAGACCUUUCGCAUUUUGAGUACAUUGUCAUUUUUAAAACACUGAAGAUUUGUAUUAAGAAAAUGUCGGAAUUGUUGUUCCCCCUAAUUGGCAAGAAUAACAUAAUGGAAAUACUAUAUAAUUUGGCCUAUAAAUUAGAAAAACAAGCAGGAAAAGACUUAUUAAAAUUGGUAUCUUGUUAUUAUAAAACUUAUACAAAUUUGCAUUGUGUAAUUGAAGAUCAAGUUCUCAACAAGUAUGUCUAAAAAUGUCUAAUGGAAUAUCUUGAUAAAUUUGUAGAGUAUUAUGCUCAGUCUAAUUUUGCAUAUAUUUAUAAAGUAAAAGUGUUAGAUAAACUGAUUAAUUGCCAAAAGCAUAUUCAAUUUAGACUACAAGAAUAAUAAUAAUUUAAUCCAGAACCUUAUAUUAAAUUCUUUGGAGUGAUUGAACAGGCUUUGGAGUAAGUAAGCAUUAAAGUGGAAUAGAUACUGUAUUUCAUAGAGGCCCUUUCAAAUGUAUUGUAGAUAGAAGAUAUGCAUUAUUAAACGGAAGUUCUUAAGCUGAUUCCAAAUUAACUAUAGGAUUAAUUAAGUAACCUCAGUAUGCAUGAAAAUGAUAGAGUGGCUUAAGAAACGACUAAUCUAAUUGUAUUAUUGCAAUUUUGUUGA
Paramecium tetraurelia is the source of this 1497-nucleotide messenger RNA. RefSeq lists its product as uncharacterized. Lineage: Eukaryota; Ciliophora; Oligohymenophorea; Peniculida; Parameciidae. The record is from RefSeq and is a predicted model, not a curated record. The transcript has 3 exons.